UGUACACACGCAUAUGUAUCACCUUUUCAUUCUUGUUUUACAAUAUAAUUUUAUAAUCCAUUGAUCUACAUCGUGAACAAUCAAUAGAGCAACUGCUGAAUCCUUAGGGUUUGUGCUUUAGAAAUUGAGUUUCUAAUCGAUUCUUUACAUUUCCCCAAAAUUUGGACGUUAUUCUGUAUAUAAAUCCUCGGAUUCGUUCCAGAUCUCAGAGUCUUCACCUAGCAAAUAUUUUCAAUUACCUUAUUUACUUGCUAAGAGAACGUAGGAACUGAAUAAAUUGAACGAGUUUACGCAACUAAGUAGGGUAGUUGAGUAGAUUUUUUCCCAUCUUGGGUCCCAAAUAAUGAAGAAAUUUAAAUUAUUUUGUUUUCCUAGAUUUUCUAGGAAAACAAAUGGAGCUUGGUUUUUCUUCACAUAUGUUACUUAGCUGUUGGAGCUUUGUGAAAAUUGUGUGAUACGAUGGCGAUGGUAGACGAGCCACUUUACCCAAUAGCUGUUCUGAUAGAUGAGCUGAAGAAUGAUGAUAUUCAGUUACGUUUGAAUUCGAUUCGGAGGUUGUCUACAAUUGCGCGUGCUCUUGGGGAGGAGCGAACACGGAAGGAAUUGAUCCCAUUUUUGAGCGAAAACAAUGACGAUGACGAUGAGGUGCUUCUUGCAAUGGCUGAAGAGUUGGGUGUGUUUAUUCCGUACGUUGGAGGAGUGGAGCAUGCCCAUGUCUUGCUCCCGCCUCUGGAAACCCUUUGCACUGUUGAGGAAACUUGUGUGAGGGACAAAGCGGUUGAGUCAUUGUGUAGAAUUGGAUCUCAGAUGAGGGAGAAUGAUUUGGUUGAUUGGUUUAUUCCUUUGGUGAAGAGACUGGCAGCUGGUGAAUGGUUUACUGCUCGAGUUUCCGCAUGUGGACUGUUCCAUAUUGCUUAUCCUAGUGCCCCGGAGAUGCUAAAGACAGAAUUAAGGUCAAUAUACAGCCAGUUGUGUCAAGAUGACAUGCCUAUGGUGAGGAGGUCUGCUGCAACAAACUUGGGGAAGUUCGCUGCAACGGUUGAACCUGCUCAUCUGAAGACUGACAUCAUGUCAAUAUUUGAUGACCUUACACAAGAUGAUCAAGAUUCUGUUCGCUUAUUAGCUGUUGAGGGCUGUGCUGCUCUUGGCAAGUUGUUGGAGCCCCAGGAUUGUGUUGCACACAUUCUUCCCGUCAUUGUCAACUUCUCCCAGGAUAAGUCAUGGCGUGUACGAUACAUGGUUGCAAAUCAAUUGUAUGAGCUUUGUGAAGCUGUGGGGCCUGAGCCUACCAGGACGGAUUUGGUUCCUGCAUAUGUGCGUUUGCUUCGAGAUAAUGAGGCCGAAGUACGUAUAGCAGCCGCUGGUAAAGUCACAAAGUUUUGCAGGAUUCUUAAUCCAGAACUUGCAAUUCAGCAUAUUCUUCCCUGCGUGAAGGAAUUAUCAUCAGAUUCUUCCCAGCAUGUUCGCUCUGCUUUGGCUUCAGUUAUUAUGGGAAUGGCUCCUGUACUAGGAAAGGAUGCAACAAUUGAACAGCUUCUUCCAAUAUUUCUUUCCCUUCUGAAGGAUGAAUUUCCUGAUGUGCGCCUUAACAUUAUCAGCAAGCUUGAUCAAGUCAAUCAGGUUAUUGGAAUUGAUCUUUUGUCCCAAUCUUUAUUACCAGCUAUAGUUGAGCUUGCAGAGGAUAGACAUUGGAGGGUCCGGCUUGCAAUAAUAGAGUAUAUACCUCUAUUGGCAAGUCAGUUGGGUGUAGGGUUUUUUGAUGAUAAGCUUGGUGGUCUCUGCAUGCAGUGGUUACAGGACAAGGUUUACUCAAUCCGAGAUGCUGCGGCUAAUAACUUAAAGCGCCUUGCAGAAGAAUUUGGUCCGGAGUGGGCAAUGCAGCAUAUUAUCCCACAGGUCUUGGAUAUGAUUAACAAUCCACACUAUUUGUAUCGGAUGACCAUUCUUCGUGCAAUUUCUUUAUUGGUCCCAGUCAUGGGCCCGGAAAUUACAUGUUCAAAGUUGUUGCCUGUCGUCGUUACUGCAUCAAAAGACAGAGUGCCGAACAUCAAGUUCAAUGUGGCGAAGGUGUUGCAGUCUCUCAUUCCAAUUGUUGACCAAUCUGUAGUGGAGAAGACAAUCCGUCCCUGUUUGGUUGAGCUUGCUGAGGACCCAGAUGUUGAUGUCCGUUUUUUCGCCAACCAAGGACUUCAGGCAAUUGAUCAUGUCAUGAUGUCGAGCUAAGAAUUUACCUCUAGAACUGGUAUUUGCAUUAACAGCCCUUUUGCUAAAGGUGCUAUAAUUCUGCUAUUUGUCUUCUUUCUUGAUGCUGAGAGGGGUAUUGCUGGGACUAGCAUGUAGAGAUAUCUUAUAUAUGGUUUCUGAAGAAAUGUGGUGUUGUUUGCAAGACAUCAGUUUUGUUUUGCCUCGUAGAUUUAGUGUUUCCGGUUUUUAUUAUUUAUUUAUUUAUUUUUAUUAUUAUUA
Molecule: messenger RNA, 2463 nt
Organism: Cornus florida
Lineage: Eukaryota; Viridiplantae; Streptophyta; Magnoliopsida; Cornales; Cornaceae
Product: serine/threonine-protein phosphatase 2A 65 kDa regulatory subunit A beta isoform
Exons: 13
Coding region: 460-2223 (587 amino acids)
Biological process (GO): protein dephosphorylation
Cellular component (GO): cytoplasm; protein phosphatase type 2A complex
Molecular function (GO): protein phosphatase regulator activity; protein binding
Source: RefSeq, a predicted model, not a curated record